AUGGGCCCGUAUCUGCAUCAUCGUGAUGUCGACUUUUGCUUGGCUAUUCACCCUUUGCAGUGCGUAUCCAUCCGUGGGACCAUCAUCCACGCAGCGGGCUUUGAGGGCUCUGAGCUCGUCUGCACCGCAGCCAGCUACCUCAGCCUCGUCUUCUACUCGCUCUGCAAGUUCUUCGUUUAUGCUUAUAUUACUGAUAGAGUCCAGGUUCUUUGGGCCCCAGAUGCGAACAACGGUCGGCCACGGACGUACAUCUACUUUACGGGUAUAAUCUCGGCUGUGGUAUACUGUGUCAUCGUAACACUGAUGAUUAGUAGUCCCAUCUCUGAAAUCAGAAGAGGCGAAUGCGAGAUUGGCCUCAAACCUCUCGGGUCAAUACCCCUGCUGGUUUUCCAUGUCUACGUUAAUAUAUUCGUCACUUUUAUGUUUCUUUUCCCCUUGGUCAACUGGACGCUUAUCACCGACAACCUCAAGCAGCUGGCUUACCGGCUUGCUCUAGCGGCGUUCAUUGCAUUCUCAACUUCAACAGUCAACACCCUCGUCCUCAUCCUCUCCGACGGCCGCGAACUAGCAUGGGUCAACCUGACAGCCUGUGUAGCAGACAUCCUCAUAAACAUCGUCGCAAUGUUCUGGGCCUCGUCCUACGAAAAGCCUAAACCACCACUACCAGACCAAACUCCAAAACGCACUUCACGAUGGGAAGGACGCCGUUCGCCCUCCGUAGCGAGUCUAACGUCGAACCGUACGAGGGCUUCUACCAUCCGCGAUUCUACCUUCCGGGAAUACUCUAUUCGCGACCGGGACCGUGAUUCAGAAUCCCUCGCCCUGAGUGCGCAUAGUGCAGCUGCCGCCGCUCAACGUUCGAGCCGCCGGAUGUCCCAGCCGCGUCCGGAUUCGCUUCAUCGGCUGUCGUUGCAGCCUCGGCCAUUGGCGGAUGCUGAGUUGGGAAUUGGGAUUGGGGCCAUGGGUGGUAUUGGGGUCAAUGGUGGUUCUGGUGCGGGUACGGGUAUGGGUGUUGCGGUUCCGCAGAGGGCGGGGAGGAGGUUGAGUCGGCCGAUUCAGGGUCCUGCGCCGCCGGGUAUGACGAGGAACUAUAGUCCGCCACCGGGUGGUAUGAUUGGUGGGAAUGGCGGGACUGUGAGCCAUGGUAAUCUGAACUCCAAACCAAAAUCGAGGGCGGCGGGGCAGAGGCAUAGUCGGUCAGUGAGUCAGCCUGUCAAUGUUAAUGGGAGUGCGAGUGGGAAUGGGCAUGCGCAGGUGCUGGGACAAGGACAGGGGCCGGUCCUCCCGACGACGAAGGAGAAGAAGCAUUCAUCGUUGGCGAUGAGUUUUGUCAGUGCUGGUGGAUGA
Molecule: messenger RNA, 1347 nt
Organism: Coprinopsis cinerea okayama7#130
Lineage: Eukaryota; Fungi; Basidiomycota; Agaricomycetes; Agaricales; Psathyrellaceae
Exons: 8
Coding region: 1-1347 (448 amino acids)
Source: RefSeq, a predicted model, not a curated record